CUCACUGUCCUGGGCUAAGCAGUGGUGUGCGGAGGUGCGUGCAGCGCAGUACCCGGACGACUGUUCCGGAAUGCUGCAGGCUUCCGGAAUGUUGCAGGCUUCCGGAAUGCUGCAGGGUUCUGGAAUGCUGCAGCUGGGUCCGAUGCAGCAGCGGCGCAUGCGACGUCACCGCACCAUCUUCACUGAGGCCCAACUGGACGCCCUGGAACAGCUGUUCACACAGAACCAGUACCCCGAUAUACACACACGCGAGGAGCUGGCCCGCCACACACACCUGAGGGAGGAGAGAGUGGAGGUGUGGUUUAAGAACAGGAGAGCAAAGUGGAGAAGACAGAGGAGACACUCACUAGGAGGCCUACAGGAGGCACAGUGGACACCUGACAUGUAGACAC
Molecule: messenger RNA, 392 nt
Organism: Engraulis encrasicolus (European anchovy)
Lineage: Eukaryota; Metazoa; Chordata; Actinopteri; Clupeiformes; Engraulidae
Product: homeobox protein goosecoid-2-like
Exons: 2
Coding region: 71-388 (105 amino acids)
Biological process (GO): regulation of transcription by RNA polymerase II
Cellular component (GO): nucleus
Molecular function (GO): RNA polymerase II cis-regulatory region sequence-specific DNA binding; DNA-binding transcription factor activity, RNA polymerase II-specific
Source: RefSeq, a predicted model, not a curated record